UUUUUGGCUGAAUUUUCAUGAUGCUUUUGAAAAGUACAUCUGAUUAAAGUUUUCAGGUUUUUCGACCGUGGAGAUGUGUUCCACAAGACUUCAGGGAUGAGCUGCUCCAGCAUUGCCAUCAGACAGACACGGCCAUAAGACAACUAAGACCAGUGUAGGGAUGGACAUGGCUGGGCCAAGGGUAGCCUCGCUGGAGAAAGACAUCCUGUUCCUUCAGCAGACGCAUACAGCCACACUGGAAAAGCUACACGAGGAAAUUGAACACCUGAGGCGUGCUAACAAAGAGUUGCAGUAUCAACUGAUUAUGGGAGCACAGCAUCUUCCUCCAAGAGAGCCUCGUCCAGGGAAUUUACAUAAAAAGCAGCGCCAGACUAGAGUCAUCAGCUUUGAAGAGAAGACAGAGACAAGACUUCAUGGUGUAGAAAACAAUGUGGCCAUCAUCAUGUCUCUGCUUCCUUUGAGGAUCCAAGACUGUUCAUCCCGGUCUCCACGCAUGCCAACCCUGCAAGAGUGCGAGGCCAUAAUCCAACAGCUCUAUAACACCAAUAUCUUGCAGUCUCAAGAGCUGUUGCGGGUGAAGGCUGCUCUCAGAGAUGUGUUAAACAAAAAGAAACUCUCACCUGAGGUCUACAGUCUAACAAAGACAUAUCUCUCCAACAACACAAGAAGCGGAGAGCUGGCACAAAUUCCAAAACCAUUUAAAUGCUUGCCAAAAAAACGACAUCAGACCCAGACGAGCGUGAGAGAGAAGGUUAUUCUUCCUGCCAUCAGACAGACCCUGAGCAGCAACCUGAUGGCGAGGCAGAAACAUGCCCAGGACAUUCACAAAAUGCGUCUCGGAAGAAUAAUCAUCUCCUAACUAUUUAACAGAUAUAUGCAACAGUAAACAUAAUGAAUUAAAACUUUUUUUAGUGAAUAAUGUUUUAUCUCCCACUUUGUUCUGUGUUAUCUUGCAGAUGUUUUCUUAUUUGAACUAUGCAUCUUUUCAGAUUGUGCAUAAUUACAGUUGACGAGUCUGACGACAGAGUAUCAGUGCCUUAAAUGCUAUAAUCUGUUUUGGAAUGUUAGAUGGUCACUGUUGAUGUUUUGUUUUGGAUUUGCCCUGAAAAUUAUAGUAAAUUACCCUUGAUCUCUUGGCUGCUCAAUUCAAUUAAUUAAGGGAGUAAAAUACUAAACACAGUAGAACAUCACAUGGACACAAAUUUUGAAAAUAUACAUCUUAAGUUAUCAAUAAUAGACUAAAUAUUAGCUGACACAACUCCUGCUUGUGAAUCAGUAUCAAGGCAAGAUCAAAUUAAAUAAGGCUGCUACAAUAUGUAAAGAAUAAAACAUAAUGGGGUAUAUUAUUUUCUGGGGGAAAAUAAUGUAUGUGGUGUGAUGUGGUUAUCACCUCCAAGUGGAUUACUUUCUUAUAGCAGCACAUUGCAAAGUGUUUUAUUCCUCUUAUAGCAUAGCAGUUU
Molecule: messenger RNA, 1460 nt
Organism: Neoarius graeffei (lesser salmon catfish)
Lineage: Eukaryota; Metazoa; Chordata; Actinopteri; Siluriformes; Ariidae
Product: coiled-coil domain-containing protein 74A
Exons: 8
Coding region: 161-859 (232 amino acids)
Source: RefSeq, a predicted model, not a curated record